Messenger RNA from Scaptodrosophila lebanonensis, 1436 nucleotides. RefSeq names its product estradiol 17-beta-dehydrogenase 11. The record is from RefSeq and is a predicted model, not a curated record. Gene Ontology annotation, cellular component: lipid droplet. Lineage: Eukaryota; Metazoa; Arthropoda; Insecta; Diptera; Drosophilidae. The coding region runs from base 424 to 1401 and encodes 325 amino acids. The transcript has 4 exons. Gene Ontology annotation, molecular function: oxidoreductase activity, acting on the CH-OH group of donors, NAD or NADP as acceptor.
UAAUCGGACGUCGCAGUCGUCGAGGGGCAUCGAAAUCAACGCAUUACCGUUUUUAUAAGACGUGCACGCCUGCGCAAAAAAAGGCCGCUCGUAGAGAAAUUCAUUUGUUGUGUGACGCUAAUAAAGCUGGCCAUAAUCAUUAAUAUGCCAGCCGCGGCAGCCUACUAAGCAAAAUAAAAGCUAUAAAAUUACAUUGUGUUGACUCUAUUGUGGCUGUGCCUUAAUUUGCAAUUCCAUUACGCACACGUUUCGACUACGUAAUUUCAUUCCUCCCGCGCACGUGUUCCAUCUGUACAUUCAUAAGUUUAAUUGCCUGUUGAGUGCCCGAAGGUCUUUGCCGAUACAAAAAAUCAAACCUCAAACUCAAAUUUUGUGCAAAGCAAUCGAUCAUAAACAUAGUCGCAGUUCGCCAAAUCCAUAACCAUGACCGCCGCACCAGGCCUUCUCCACAUGGAUCAGCCUUUACGUGCUGUGGUCCAAUUUUUGUUGGACUUGCUAAUCUUCACGCUAAAGUCUGUGUUUUACAUUUUGGAAUCGCUAUACUUAACAAUAUUACCGCAGCGUUUUAGAAAGUUAAAGAACGUAGCUGGCCAAGUGGUGCUCAUAACUGGAGGUGGCGGUGGAGUAGGUCGGUUAAUAGCCCUCAACUUUGCCAAGUUACAAGCGCGUAUUGUCAUCUGGGAUAUAAACCAAGAAGCUAUAAAGACCACAGUCGAUUUACUGGCAAAGCACGGUUUUCAUAAUUGUAAGGGCUAUGUUGUGGAUAUAUCGGAUAGCGAACAGAUUUAUCAACGCGCCGCACAGGUCAAUGCUGAAGUCGGACCUGUCGAUAUACUUAUCAACAAUGCGGGAAUUGUUUGCUGCAAGCCCUUCUGGGAACUACACGAUCGUGUGAUAAAGAACACAUAUAACAUCAACAUAAUCUCCCACUAUUGGACCGUGAAGGCUUUUCUGCCGCACAUGAUGCGUAACAAUCGUGGCCACAUUGUGACAGUGGGAUCAGUGACAGGCAUGCUGGGCACCUAUGGCUGCAGUGAUUACGCUGCCACGAAAUACGCUUGCAUAGGCUUUCAUGAGAGUCUAUUGACCGACCUAAAGGCCCAUGGAUAUGACCAGAUACAAAUGAGUUUGAUUUGUCCGUAUUACAUCAACACGGGUAUGUUUUCAGGCGUCCAACCUCGCAUGAUGCCCAUGCUGGAGCCGCAAUAUGUGGCUGAUCGCAUCGAGAGCGCUGUGCGAAAGAAUGAGGUGUGGUGUGUUCUGCCCAAUUCCAUUCGCAUGUUGACGCCGCUGAAAUGCUUGUUGCCCGCGAAAAUGUGCUGGGAACUAAUGUCACGCGUUAUCCGUGGUCCCGAAUCCAUGAUGAUGUUCCAGGGACGUGGUCGCGUUGCUGCCGGUUAACAGCAAUGUUUGUAUCACAGCUAAAGAACCUGCAC